Messenger RNA from Hirsutella rhossiliensis, 1773 nucleotides. Its product is annotated as major facilitator superfamily domain-containing protein. The coding region runs from base 1 to 1773 and encodes 590 amino acids. Gene Ontology annotation, biological process: transmembrane transport; intracellular iron ion homeostasis. The record is from RefSeq and is a predicted model, not a curated record. The transcript has 2 exons. Lineage: Eukaryota; Fungi; Ascomycota; Sordariomycetes; Hypocreales; Ophiocordycipitaceae. Gene Ontology annotation, cellular component: vacuolar membrane; endosome. Gene Ontology annotation, molecular function: siderophore-iron transmembrane transporter activity.
AUGGCAACGUCGCCAUCGCCAAAUACCGAUGAAAAGGCCGCCCGCCACCUCGGCGCGGACGACGGCACCCAUCCCCUCGACGCCGACAACGCCGCCCAUCGCGCCCAUCCAGGCGCCCCUUCGGCCGCCGCCGCCGUCAAGGACCUCACGUCGCCUGGCGUCGCCCGCGUCGAGGCCCUGUCGGCGAGCAUCUCCCCGACGGACCGUAUUUGCAUCUUUCUAGGCGUCUUCCUCCUUGCCUACGCCUACGGGCUCGACGGCACCCUGCGCUACGCCUACCAGCCCGUCGCAUCGGCCUCGUUCGGCGUCCACUCGCUUCAGGCCACCAUCAACGUGGUUCGCGCCGUCAUUGCCGCCGCCGCCCAGCCUGUGUCGGCCAAGAUUGCCGACGUCUUUGGCCGCGUCGAGCUCCUUUGCGUGGCCGUCUUCCUUUACGUUGUCGGCACCGUUGUCGAGGCCGUGUCCAACAACAUCGACACCUUUGCUGGUGGCAGUGUCAUCUACCAGAUCGGCUACACCAUGAUUAUUCUGCUCGUCGAGCUACAUCCCCGCCCUUCCUUCAUCAUCAACACCUGGGUCAGUGGCAACAUCUCGGAAGCCGUCCUCGCCGCCACCACCUGGCGCUGGGGCGUUGCCAUGUGGUGCAUCAUCUUUCCACUCUGCGCCAUGCCUCUCAUCCUCAGCCUCGGCGUCGUCGCUCGCCGUGCCCACAAGGAGGGGCGUCUGACCAACUAUCGCUCCUCGUUUGAGAUACUCGGCUUCCGCAGCUUGACUCUGGAGCUCUUCUGGCUCCUCGAUGUCAUUGGCCUCGUCCUCAUGGUUGCCCUCUUUGCCCUCAUCCUCGUGCCCCUGACUCUUGCCGGAGGCUUCCAGAGCAAGUGGAGAAGCGCGUCGGUCAUCGCCCCCCUAGUCGUCGGCGUCUUGUGCAUCCCCGUCUUCGUCCUCUGGGAACUCAAGGCGCCACACCCGCUGGUGCCCUUUUCCCUCAUCAAGGACCGCUCCGUCUGGGCUCCCCUCGGCAUCGCCAUCUUCCUCAACUUCGCCUUCACCAUGCAAUCCGACUUUCUCUUCACCGUGCUGCAGGUCGCCUUUGACUUUUCCGUCAAGGCCGCCACCCGCGUCGUCUCCCUCUACUCCUUCACCAGUGUCAUUGUCGGACCCCUCCUUGGCCUGGUCGUCUUCAAGGUGCGCCGGCUCAAGAUCUUUGUCGUUGUCGGAACCGCCCUGUACAUGGUCGCCUUUGGCCUUCUCAUCCACUACCGUGGCUCGACUUCGGGAAGCGGCCGAGCCGGCGUCAUCGGCGCCCAGGUGCUUCUAGGUGUCGCCGGUGGCAUGUUUCCAUACACCGCCCAGGCCUCGCUGCAGGUCGGACUCAAGCACGAGAACCUGGCCGUCGCGACUGGCAUCUAUCUGGCAAUGUACAAUGUCGGCUCCGCCCUUGGAAACACGGUGUCUGGGGCUAUGUGGUCGCAGUUACUCCCCGCCAAGCUGGACGAGACGCUGGCCGACCUCAACUCGACGUUGGCCGCCGCGGCCUACGCCGACCCCUUUACCAACGUUGUUGCUGCCUAUCCGGUGGGUACGCCCGAGAGGACAGCCGUCGUGGAUGCGUACCAGUCGAUCCAGCGCAUCCUCUGCAUCACGGGCGUCUGCCUCUGCGUGCCCCUCAUCUUCUUUGCCAUGAUGCUGCGCAACCCCAAGCUGAGCAACGAGCAGACGCUGGCCAAGGACAGCGCUUCUGAAACGGGGGAUGUCGACCUUGAGCGCCCUUGA